CCAGGGUUGGGGGCUGGAGGUCUGGCCUGAGGCCAUCUCUUUGUUCUGUGGAUCCAGCAAGUUGGGCUCUGGAGAGAGGCCCCAGGGCUGUAGAGAGGUGGGCUAUGGACAGGAAUGCCAGGGUGGGGCUAGCUAGGGCACCAGCUAGUUGAUGAGUGUGGGCUGUGUGUUCGUGUGUCUGCACUUGUGUGUGUAAGUAAAGGUCUUUGUGGGCCGAUUUGUGCAAGGAGUGUCCGCCUGGUUCGUCUGUGUGUCCAUCGUGCAGGAUGGUGUUUGUGUGAGGCUAUGCGAGUAUGUAAGAGGGUCAGCCCAGGGCGUGCCUGUCUGUGCAGCAGGAAGUGUGACUGGAGGGGAUUAGUCAUUCUGUAGGAUUUUGCUUCUCAGCGCCAGAUGGCUGCUUCAGCCCUUACUGUGUUGUGUGUAGAGGGUACCUACUGAGUCCUCUUCCUUUCUGGAUGGGAUGCCUUCAGGGAGAGGUGGUGGGUGCCUGCUAACCAUGCCCUGCUAUGGGACAGAGCAGAGUUUAGGACUUUAGGUGCAGGUUUAGGAAAGAUGGGUCUGGGGAAGGAACAUGUGGGUGCGAGCACCCACAAAGCUGGCAUAAGUCCCUUGGUUGGGGUUUGGAGCAGAUCAGCCCUGGGGUGACCAAUGAGCCGGAGUUCUCCUCCAAUCAUGAAGGAGUGUGUGGGAUGGCUUUGUAUCUAGGUUGCAGGGCAGCUGGGCCCUACAGCUGUUAGUGAUCAUGGGUGUGAACUGCAUAUAAUUCACAUGUUUGUGCAUCCAGAGCUCACGAGCCAAGAGAUGCUGGGGAGCCAGUUACCGCUUGGGCAUCAGUCACCUUUAUGAGACACCACACCAGGCCAGAGGACAGGAAAUCUGGUGUCCUAAUUCUGUUCUCCUUCCCCUCCUCCAGUAGCUGCAGGUGACUCCAGUGACUCCCAGGGCCAGGGCAUUGCAAAGGAAACAACUCCUCCCCCUAUCCUUGCUUACCUACCUGGAGCGACCUUGAGCUAUAGAAGGGACUCACCUUCGGCUUGGGGAGCAGAGCAGGGCCUCCCAAGUCUCCCCCAGGAGGAACCCUUGAGCGCCCUCCUGGCAUCCCUCUGACCCUUGGACCUGACCUGCAGAAAAUGGGGGAGUUAUCCUUAAAUAUCAACAUCCAAGAACCUCGCUGGGACCAAAGCACGUUCAUGGGCAGAGCCCGGCACUUCUUCACCGUCACCGACCCCCGGAAUCUGCUGCUCUCUGGAGCCCAGCUGGAAGCUUCCCGAAACAUUGUACAGAACUACAGGGCCGGUGUGGUGGCUCCAGGGCUCACCGAAGACCAGCUGUGGAGAGCUAAAUAUGUAUACGACUCCGCCUUCCACCCAGACACAGGGGAGAAGCUGGUCUUGAUUGGCAGGAUGUCGGCCCAGACCCCGACUGUGGUGUUCUGGCAGUGGGUGAAUCAGUCCUUCAAUGCCAUCGUCAACUACUCCAACCGUAGCGGUGACGCUCCCAUCACAGUUGGGCAGCUGGGAACAGCUUAUGUGAGUGCCACGACUGGGGCUGUGGCCACAGCUCUGGGCCUCAAAUCCCUCACCAAGCACCUGCCGCCCCUGGUGGGCAGAUUUGUACCUUUUGCAGCCGUGGCUGCUGCCAACUGCAUCAACAUCCCCCUGAUGAGGCAGAGGGAGCUGCAGGUGGGCAUCCCGGUGACUGAUGAGGAAGGUCAGAGGCUUGGCCAGUCAGUGGCUGCAGCCAAACAGGGGAUCUUCCAGGUGGUGAUAUCGAGAAUCUGCAUGGCCAUUCCUGCCAUGGCCAUUCCCCCCGUGAUCAUGGACAGUCUGGAGAAGAAGGACUUUCUGAAGCGCCGCCCCUGGCUGGGGGCACCCCUGCAGGUGGGACUGGUGGGCUUCUGCCUGGUCUUUGCCACCCCCCUGUGCUGUGCCCUGUUCCCCCAGAAGAGCUCCAUCCGUGUGAGCAGGCUGGAGCCGGACCUGAGAGCUCAGAUCCAUGAGCAAACUCCCAGCGUCCAAGUGGUUUACUACAACAAGGGGCUUUGAGGGAGGGCUGGCCCUCCCACCCUCCUUAGCCUCCUUGGGCUGCUGCUUGAGUGGGGCUUAGUCAUCUCGGACCCUUCCUUGGCUGCCUGGCACUGGGCAAGGGGCUGUGGGAGGAAUUCUGAGAACAGCAAUAGGUUAGGCCCAAGGGGGUGCUCCCAUAACCGCUCUCUCUCCACUGGUACCGAAGAGCAGAGUCAGGUAACCACUUCCUCUGUGCGUGCCUGCGUGCGUGUGUAUGUGUGGUCCUGGGAUGUUCUGAGAUCCGCCUUUCCCCCACUUGCCAUCUAGCCAGGUUGUAGCACUGUCUUUCCUAAACUGUUCUCCUAGCCACCUUCCCGACUGCCUUCCACGCUUUCCACAGACACUGAGAGACAUCAGCCGAGUCCUUUAGAUUCUGAUUCAUGGCUUCCAAAGCCGACUCGGGAACGGGGCUGGCCAGUGAAGAUACGUUAGGAUCACGGAGGCAGGGGGCAUAUACAUCCCUACAGCCUGAAAUCUAUUCACGUCUCUCCUCUCUUCUCCCAUCCCCCUUCUCCCCACUCCUCUCCCCACCCAGAACAAAGACAGUCCAGAAUCCUCUCUUGCCCUCAUCAUCUCCCCUACUCCCCAGUGUGCACAUCACACAAUCCUAGGAGCCUUGGUCUGCUCUCACAUCAUGAUCUCCAAUCAUUCUACACUCCCACCCCCCACCCCCACCUCAAAAGCCACAAAGGCUGGGCAGACUCUCCCUUCUAUGAGCCCUCAGCUGACCCUCUUCCAGAGGGACACAGCUUGGGAGGGGUGCUUGAACUCCAGGAGUAGCUGAGUGAUUGUAACUAGAACACUUAACUAGCCCGAGGGUGCCCUCCUCAUGCAGGGACUUUUGUGCUCCGUUGGCCUAUGCUAGCCAUUCAGCAACCCCCCCUCCUUAUCUCCUUCUCAUUCUUAUGGCUUGGCUCUGCCCCUACCCCUAUCCCACCCUGGAAAAGAGGAAGGGCCCAGGCACAGAUGGUGGGUCAAUGAAAGGCAGGUGUGGUGAUGGAACUGGCGGUGCCAGGCUCAGAGUAAAGAGAGGAAAGGACUUUGGCUCCAACUCCCAUGACCUCUGAUUGAAGGAGUUAGAGAGACAGGUGUAUAGGGCCCCCACGGGACCCUCUGAGAACAUUUUCUUGCCCUUCCAGUCACCCUCCACCAAUGACACCAGUGUUACUCAAUAAAUCGUAAACCAUCCUGA
Messenger RNA from Echinops telfairi (small Madagascar hedgehog), 3258 nucleotides. It is a transcript of the gene SFXN3, whose product is annotated as sideroflexin 3. The transcript is spliced from 10 exons. Lineage: Eukaryota; Metazoa; Chordata; Mammalia; Afrosoricida; Tenrecidae. Gene Ontology annotation, molecular function: monoatomic ion transmembrane transporter activity. Gene Ontology annotation, biological process: serine import into mitochondrion; monoatomic ion transport. The record is from RefSeq and is a predicted model, not a curated record. Bases 1131 to 2045 code for a protein of 304 amino acids. Gene Ontology annotation, cellular component: mitochondrial inner membrane.